GAAACAAGUAGUAGCGGGCAAGAGACUGGAGAGUGGCAAGUCGGAGGGGAAGAGGUUGCGACACUGCGACGGAUUGUGGCCAAGAGAGUCCGUGUCGAGUACUUGGUCGAGUGGCAAGAUGAAGCUGGGUUAGAGAACGCUACCUGGGAACUGGCAGAGAACUUGCCAGAGUCCAUCAUUAAUCUCUUUGACACAGGCGAGUCUCUGGCAGAGCUCACUCCACCUGUCCGUCGCCCGCUGCAUCCGCUGUCAAAGGCUGCCUCGCGUGAAGUCCUGCAACAGGCCAUGUUUGUGGUGUGUGACGACGAUGAUGAUGGUGGUAUGAGGGAACGUGAUGAUGACCCUGGAGCGGCGACGGCCAAGACCAGCGACGGCGCAGCCAAUGCGACGGCCAGGCACAGCAAUGACGCCGGCGGCAGCAACAGCGUGGUGAUCAUGGACGACAGCGGCGACGAGGCAAGGGCGGGUGUAGAAGACGAAAAGGCGGCGCAGCAACAGCUGAAGCGGAAGCGCAAGAGCGACCACAAGCAGCGCAAGGCCAAGAAGGCGCUGCGAAAGGCGCAGCGCGACGCAGUCCGGCGGCGAAAGGCCAUGAUGGCGUCGUCGGCAACAUCAUCAAUCGGGUCGUCAGACUCGGAGGAGCCACCGCGGAAGCGGGCCAGAUAUCGGGCGGGUGAGCGAGCCGUCCGGGUCUUCACCUCCACGGCCGAGGGAACCGACAUGGCGUUCCUCCAGCGGCUGGGCACGCUCUCGACUGGCGCCGACAUCUACGAGCUUGUCCAGCGAAUGCACAAGCUCUCGUCAAGCGCCUUUUCCCUCCACACCUACUCUAGCGACGUCACCAUCCACCGCAACGACAAGCACCACCUUCGCGAGUACCUCGCCAAGCCCGAGAGUGACGACGCACUCACGGUUGUCAUUGUCCCGCUCGUCGAAGUCUGCCUCACAUCGUCGACGGGCGCGGCCAUUACCCUUGAAGUCGAGCCUCACAUUGUCGACGCAAUCACGGCGCUCUCGGACGAGCAAAAGGUCAAGCUGGCGGAUCUCCGCCUCGAGGGCAUAAAGUAGUGCCAGACAGAA
Messenger RNA from Thecamonas trahens ATCC 50062, 1080 nucleotides. RefSeq lists its product as uncharacterized. NCBI's taxonomy places the organism in Eukaryota, Apusomonadida, Apusomonadidae. The record is from RefSeq and is a predicted model, not a curated record. The coding region runs from base 286 to 1068 and encodes 260 amino acids. The transcript has a single exon.